Molecule: messenger RNA, 7338 nt
Organism: Canis lupus familiaris (dog)
Lineage: Eukaryota; Metazoa; Chordata; Mammalia; Carnivora; Canidae
Gene: VGLL3
Product: vestigial like family member 3
Exons: 4
Coding region: 55-1113 (352 amino acids)
Biological process (GO): regulation of transcription by RNA polymerase II
Cellular component (GO): nucleus
Source: RefSeq, a predicted model, not a curated record
CAGCCGAGUCCGCUAAAGUGUGUCCCCACUCAGGAGGGGACCCCGGACCACCAGAUGGUGAACCUUCACCACGCUGAGAAUGACAGAGUGUGGUGGGUCCAAAGGGUUCCAGAACCAGGAAGAUGCUAUCGCUCCCCUAGAAGGGAGACUUCGGUGUGGGGAUUUGGCGCGAGGUACCCCUGGACAUUCCUCUCUGGACACCAACAGGGUGUGUGUCAAGCUUUAGUUAGUGCUAUCAAGAAUACAUAUAAGAAGUUAGCGGUAUACAGCAAGAUGCAGGACUCUCUGGAAGUCACCCUUCCCAGCAAACAAGAGGAGGAGGAGGAUGAGGAUGAGGAGGAGGAGGAGGAGGAGAAAGACCAGCCUGCCGAGAUGGAGUACCUUAACUCUCGCUGUGUCCUUUUCACUUAUUUCCAGGGAGACAUUGGGUCAGUAGUGGAUGAACACUUCUCAAGAGCUUUGGGCCAAGCCAGCACCCUCCAUCCAGAAUCUGCCAUUUCAAAAAGCAAGAUGGGGCUAACCCCCCUAUGGCGAGACAGCUCAGCUCUCUCAAACCAGCGGAGUAGUUUCCCGACUUCCUUUUGGACCAGCUCUUACCAGCCCCCAUCUGCACCCUGCUUAGGUGGGGUUCAUCCCGACUUCCAGGUCACUGCACCCCCUGGCACCUUUACUGCAGCCGACCCCAGCCCCUGGCCGGGACAUGGGCUGCAUCAGACUGGCCCAGCCCCUCCCCGUCCUGCAUCCGAGUCCUGGCACUAUCCUUUGGCAUCUCAGGUGAGCCCGUCCUACAGCCACAUGCAUGACGUGUACAUGCGGCACCACCACCCCCAUGCCCACAUGCACCAACGCCAUCACCACCACCACCACCACCAUCACCCUUCUGCUGGUUCUGCCCUGGAUCCGUCCUAUGGGCCCCUGCUGAUGCCAUCAGUGCGUGCAGCCAGGAUUCCUGCUCCCCAGUGUGACAUCACAAAGACAGAUCCGACUACAGUCACCACUGCUACCUCAGCAUGGGCCGGAGCUUUUCAUGGAACCGUGGACUUAGUGCCAAGUGUGGGGUUUGAAACAGGUCUACAGCAUCAAGACAAGAACAAGGAAUCACCCUGGUACUGAAAUACAGUAUUAGCAAGUCAGGUUGGAGUGUGAAUCCAUGGGCCCACUGGAAAAGAUGGUGCCAGGAUUUUCCAUUCUGCAGUGGGACACAAUAGACAUGGAAGGAGAAGAGGAAGCAUCAGCCAGCUGACUUUGGUUUGGAGCCUUUCUUUGAGAAAGCAGAGUGGGUCCUAGACAUUGAAGAAAAGCAUUUUUGUUUGUAUUUUCCCCUCAUCUGAGCCUUUGCCAACUGUGCAACUCUCUUUUUUUGUCUUGCUUUUAUGAAUACAUGGUUUAAUUUUUGUUUCAUUUUGAUGUUUUGGGGUUUGUUUGUUUGUUUUCCUUUUUGAACCAACCAGCCUUGUCAGGAAAAGAUGAACCACAAAUGAAAAUGCCCAUUCCUUCAGGAAUACAAUUUUGUAGCUCUAUGUGUAUCUAUUUUUGUAGAAAUACAAAAAAUUUGCUUUAGCAUUGAUGGGCUAUUUUUGAGGGAUGUAUUUUUUUUAAUAUUGUAAAAAUUGUUAAGUUCUGUUUAAAGAACUUGCUCUCAGAGAAGCACUGGCAAAAAUGUUGAAAAUGCUUGUCUUUAAGAUGUCUGUGAUAUGCUCUGUGCUUUCUAGCUUACCUCAAGUGUUUGAGAGUUUCUCCUUUUUUACAAAAGUAGCACCGUAGCCAAGCCAAUAUAGUAUUGUUCUACAUUAAAUCUCAGUGAAGAUUUAAUUCCAUGCUAGCUCACUUAGCUUUUAGUUAUAUGUAUAGCUUGAAAGGGAAGUGUUUUAAUGACCUCACUAAAAAAAAAGGGUAUUACAUUACUUCAGUUUGUCCGAAAGAGUACUUGGAGUUUGGCUAAGAUGAAAGUUUGCAGAAACAUGGAAGUCAGAUGGAGAGUUUGCCUAGAGAAUAUAAUUGUCUUUCUAGCCCAUCCAACUUUAUAAAUGGAACCAGUUUGUAUCCAACUACUGGAAAAUAAACGCAUUUACCCAUCCGUGCUACCUUUGAUUGCCGAUGGCUUAGUUUCCUUGUUUCUAAUUAUUCAGUCAUGGCAAUUUUGAAGGUCAUAUUUUAAGUGGAUUUUUUUCCCCUGGAGAUGGUUUGAAGGGUAAUAUUUGGGAAGGUACUAGACACGUCACAAAGCCUUUAAUUCAAUGGCUAGUUUUGAUAAUGUUACUCAUCAUUGUAAAUUGAAAAAUAGUAUAUUGUAUGUAAUAUUUUAAAUGUAAGUUUUUUCCCGUCUUCUUUGUUUAAAUCUGGUUUUAGUAGAUUAAACUCUUUUAAGAAAAAUGUUUAGAGCAAAAUGAAAUUUAAAUUGGAAUUUAUGCCACGAGUACUUAAAUUGAGAUAAUAAAUUGACUAUUUAUUCUUAGAAAUUUAUUCUUGAAAACUCAGGAUUCAACUUGGCAUGACCCUCAGGAUCUAAAUAAGAUGAAAUUGGAAUUAUCAUUAAGACCCUGUUAGGAAAAGAUUAGGGUUAUAAAAGUAGCAGUUACUAAUAUUUUAAGGAUUUUGAUGCAAAGUCCAUUUUCUUACAGCUGCUUCCAGUGAUGGGCCACAUUAAAAAGUUAGUGUUACAUAGAAGUUUUAGUUCGGUAAAAGUUUCUUAAAUGUGCCCCAUCCUUGUCUUUGCCCAUAUGAAAUACAGUGUUUAAUGACAUACCGCUUUCCAUUUUAAAUUUGUAUAUCUUGUGCAUAAACAUUUUAGGUAUAAGAACAGUACCUCUGCUCAGCUAAGCAGGGUUCUUACAGAUAAUAUAAAGUUCCCUUAUCUCUGUUUUUUUACAUUAGUUUCCCCCCCGCCUCCCGUGCCUCUGGUGAGUUAUGUCUAUAUACUGUCUUGUGUUCUUUUUUUUUUUUUAUACUGUCUUGUGUUCUUAUCACUAAGUUGCUUCUUCUUAAUCAGACUCUUCUUAACACAAUAUGCAUAUUUUUACCUAAUGUGAGGUCAAAACUUAAGGAAUUUUCAACUUACUAAUGAUAUGAAUUUAGAUUUCUAGGGAGUGGCUUGGUUAAAUUAUCUGUAUUUUGAUCUAUAAUUUGACUUGUUACGGUUGUAUGUCCUUUGCCCAAUCCGUGGAGCAUGAAGUUAAAUGAAUCUCUAAAACUGGUUUCCUCUUGUGUACUCCUAAGUUUUCAAAGACAAGUAUUCGGCAGUUCCCAUGGGAUGACUCACUGGGGAUUAUUUAUUUUCCUCCUCUUCCCUUGGAACCUGUUAACUUCCUUUGCCGUUUCUCUUAGAACAGCGUUGUGGCCCAAUUCAUUCAGUUCAUUCAACUGGAUUUUCCCAAUUAAAGGAGAAGAAAAUUAUUAAUUCUCUGCUCCUUUCCUUAGUCUCCAUUGAAUUGAAUUCAAGGAGAGAGACAGACAACUGGCUAAUAACUUCACCCUGAAUUUGGACUGUGUUCUGUGAUACCCCUGGUAACUCUAGUGUGACACAUUCCUGGGUUCUGGGGCCCAAGAAAAGUUGGGGGCCUGAAUUGUGCUGUAUCCAGGACAGAUUUGUAAGUGGGAUCUCCUGUUGAGAAAAGACAUUGUUGACCUAUUGCAACGAUUAGAUCCUUGCACAGACAAGGAAUGGAUCAAAGUCCAAGUAAAAAGACUCUUUAAUGUCUCUAUAAUUGCCUGGCAUUCCCUUGUUUAGUUUUUUUUUUUUCUUUAUUGGUUUUUGUUUGUUGGUUCAUUUGUUUUGCCUGGCAUCCCCUUAUUACGAUCAUAUUACCUUUACCACCAGAAGUUAUGAAAGAGGAUGAGUUGCAAUUUAGCUUGAUAUUCUGAAUUUAUUUUAAGUUUAAAAUGCUGUCACUCUCUGGGUCUGCUUUUCUCACAUCAGAAUGAUGCUGUUGAACUUGGAAGCUUCUAUACUUCUUUACCAAGGGCUACUAGUUUCCUCCCCAAGUCAUUUGGAAGCACUCCACCUUUGACUAUUUUAAAAAUCAGACUUCAUUCAAGGUUUUUAAAGGUCUGUGAGCUAGACCUUAUGAAAUCAUCUCAUUUAUUUGACCUCUAAUCUAGGCUUGGACCACUAAACUAACAUGAGUUAGGGAACAGCAUUAAAGUGAUAAUUUAGAUAUCAACAGGCUAUUUUGUCCAUCAUUGUUUAUUUGAAAAGAGCCUCUAAGUGUUUUUAAAAACCAGUGUUUUUUUUUUUUAAGAAGGUUAACUCUCCCCUCCUAACUUUCAUCUCCAAUUUUUUUUCUUUCUUUGUCCUCUUAAAAUUAUUUACAUUAUUAUUUUAAGCCAAAAUGUCCAGGAUUACUCUACAUUUUGCAAAUGAGAACCAGUGGGUUGCAAAUAAUUAAGGAAUUAGUUCUUUUAACUUUAUAACAAAUAAAAAACAUUCUAGGCACUGGCAUAAAACAUGCCCUUUAGGAGCUCAUUAUUCAUUUUGCAAACUCAUAUUUCCUAUUCCUAUUCUAAGACCUGCAGAAUAGGGCAGGAUCUAUCUAGUUUUUGCAUUUGCUAUCUGGUUUAAUGUUAUACUUGUCAUUUAAAGUUGCAGUCAGAAACUCUAUUUCAAGAAACUAAAUUCUGUUCUUAGUGAGUGUCCCUUUGUUACAUAAUAUUUGCCACAUUAAGUCAAUAGGACAGUGGCAUUAAGUGGUGGAAAAGGAAAGUUUAUAUAUUGGAGUGUUGGCUGCGGGAUGAAUAGAGAAGCAGAAUGAAUUCAUGGAAAAGAGCAUUGGCUUGUGCAUCAGGUCUGAAUUUUGGCCUGGCCACAAUUAGAUAUGUGUCAUUUGGGGUUUAUUUAUCUUAUGAGUAAAGUGAGAUAAUAGUAUCUAACCAGUAGGAUGCAAAGUGUGGAAAUCAUAUCUACCUAUCUAUAUGUAUAUGAUCAAUCAUAUCUGUUUCAUAGUAGAUGUUCAAUAAAUGACAGGUACCACAAAUGUCUGUCAAGUAAGUAGGUCAUAAAAUUGAGCUCCCAAAUGUCUCUUCUUUAUACUUACCAUAUCCUUUUCUGCAGCAAUCAAAUAGAUAGAUAUAUGACUGCUUUUUCAUAACAAAUUGUUGCAAGAAAAUCUUUGUCCACUACUAUUUGUUGAAGAUAAAAUGCAAAUUUCUUAAUUAUUUCUGUUACUUUACUGUGUCCUUUAUUAAGUAAAAUAAAUUAACCUUUUAGUGGUAUGUAGGUCCAACUGUGAGUUUUCUUACAUAUUUCAAAAUUUCAUUCAUCCAGGAUCCUAUGUAGUAUUUUCUCCCAAAUUAAGGCACCGUCUUUACUAAAUCACCAAAGUUUAUAUUUUGCAGUUGUAUUGUGGUCUUCCUUAGCACCUGGAAUUGAAAACAUCUCUUUUGAAAUUAUUCUUUUUUUUUUUUUACUUGCCUUGGAGGAAAAAUUGCAAAAUAUGGUGGAAAAAAAUCGUUUGCAUGAAAAGGGGAGGGAAAAAAAUCCCUUUACGAUCUCAGCAGAUUUACUCUGCUUGAGAGAAAAAGAAACAAUUUUAUUGGAAGCAGAUGUUGACACUGUGUCAGUUAUUGAAGAUGGAAAGAGUUCACUUGAACCAUUGCAUUUGCAAAAGAGUCAGUUAGAAUCCCUGUGAUCGAUCACCUUCACAGCAGACAUAAGGACAGCAGAAAAGCAGAAACUCUAUGAGACCAAGACUGAAAUCAGCCUACCGAUUUUAAUGUACAGGAUCUUAAGGACCCGGUUUCGUUUUGCUUUAUGUUUUCUUUCCUCCAGGAUAAAAGACACAUCUUUCAGAAAAUUGAAGGCUUCUUUGAAAAAUUCAAAUUUAUUCCCUACAAACAUGGCCUAAGAGCUCUUUAAAUAUCUUAUUAAAGUAUUAAAAUAAGGUUAUACUUUUAGUUCAAAAAUGUAUGUGGAAGACAAGUGUGUAAAUUAUACAAAAAUGAAUAAUCAAAGAUUGGGGUAUGGGGUGGGCCCUGCAGGGAAGCCUCAUUCUCAAGAGUUUCAAAACGUUAAUUACGUUGGCAACAUGGUCGUGGACAUUGAUCACAGAACAAACUUUUAGAAUUUUUCAGCAGGCUUUUUUCUUUUAGUGCCUCUGGGAGUUUCACCCUAUCCACUUUUCCAAAAUAAAGAAAUAGCCAUUAUUAUUAAAAUAUCGUGAUUUUCUUAUUUCCUUUAUUGUCCAUUAUGCUUUUUUGUUUGUUUGAAAAAUAUUUUUAGUUUCAAAUAAUUGAUCAAACUAGUGUUCACUUGAAAUUGCAAAUUAGUUUGAUCCAAUAAAUUUAUCUGAAUCUACUUUUAAAGUUCCAAGAAAUAUUAAUUGAAUUAAGUGUAAUUUACCAAUUCCAUUGUAUAAGGAAGAAGGAAGUGAGGAUACCUUCUAGAAAAGGGCAGGUUAAUAUCAAUUAGCUUUCUUUUUAACAAUUUCUGGACUACUAAAUCUUGACUUAAGAAUAACUUUUAGAAUAUAAGAUUUCUUAGGGUUUUAUUUUGAUGUAUGCACAAGAUGUGAACUUUUCUAACGAUAUCCCUUUAUACUAAUAGAGAUGUGCAUUUUUUUAAAGCUGUGGCUAAGGCAAAAAUUAAUAAUGAUUAUUUACACACAUGAUUUAAUUUCUUAGGAUAUUUACAAUCUUAUAUAUUAUAUAGGAUUUAAAAAUACUCUUCCAGACAUUUUUCUGGAUAUACAAUAUAGGGAAAGGUUUUCAUGUGAAUUCUUUGUAUCAUUUUAAAGUGCAUAUAUUGAAAGGGAAAACAUGAAUUAAUUUGUUUUUAUCAUAUAAAUGUAGGUAAGGUGAAGUAAUUUUAUAAAAAAAAUUAACGGUGUGAAAGACUUUACAUUUGUCAUUUGAUUAGGUAAACUGAAAACUAUUAAUAGAAAUAUUAUCUUACAACAUUGAAAUAUAAUGAAAUUCCAGACUUGUUAGUUUCAUGAACAAAUUUUAUGCUGUCUUAAUUUUACAUUUUCAGAAAGAAAGACUAAUUAACUAAUCUUACCCAUGUUGUCAGUCUUAAUUUACAAAAUUCAUAAAACUUUUGGCUUUACAAGCUAAUUAUAAAAUAUUAAUUUUUCUUCUACUUUUCUUGGGGUUAGGGUAAAAGACAUUUUCAUAUUUCUGUUCACUCCUCAAAUGCAGGUCGCAUAACUACGUGUCAAUGAUAAAAGAUGGUGGAGGACUUUGUAGUAAAAACAAUGUCAUCUUCAAUUUGUUCAAUAAAUAAUGUGAAUUUAAUGCUUAUAUUUUAAUGUAGCAUUUUGCUUUGGUCUGCAUUUCUUGACAAUUAACUAAGUCUCUGUUUUCCUAUCCAAUUAAGCAAUUUAUAAAUACCUUUGGAAAUUAAAA